AACGGUAUAGCGUGCAUGGUCGUGUCCUUGGCGAGAAACGCUGGAAGGACGUUGCCAGGAAGGUAUAUAAGGACCCGCGUGGCCGUGCUGGGGCUUCAGUUGGCCGCCGACUACGCCACUUUCACAACGAUGGCGUCGCCGCGACUGUGUGUGUUGCUCCUGCUGGCCGCUACCGCCGGGACCCGUUAUAGCGAGGCCUCCUUUAUCCCGAACACAGUCGAGGGUCGUCUCGUUGUGCCCGACACGGCAAGGAUUGAUAACUCGCUUCUGAAGGAGGCCCAGGCGGACAAGUUCCUCUCCCUGUGGUUCAUUUACGUCUUGGCUGAUCCCGUGCACACCUCCAGUGAUCUUUACCACGGAUGGAGCGAACACCUUCGCGAACGGCGUGCAGCUGACCGGCGAGGAAUACAAGGUCUCGGACGGCAUCGUGUACGUGAUCGAUAGCGCCCUCCCGAUCGUCAGCCCUACAGAAGUCGCCUCCCGCCCUUCCCUCCUGCCCACGCCCGACUCCGAGCCCACGACCCUCCCGCCGCUGACCCACCGCUUCGCCACCUUCAAGCCCCGCCGCGGCACGCCCUCAGACAUCAACAGCGUCGGCAGCACGAAGCCCGAGCUGCCCUUCGACGCCUCCGAGAUCGAACCCGUGCUGGCCGAAGAGACCCUCGGAGGCUCCGAUCUCAGCGGAGGCUUUGCCGAGUUCGGUCCGGCCUCGACCACGCCCUCCGGGGGCUUCUCCGAGUUCUCAGGGUCUCCGGCGGGCAGGAACGACCCCUUCCUCAAGUCCUUCAUCGACUCCCUGCUCCUGCACCGAUCUGCCGACGGCGCUGAGUUCCUCCAUCACUUCCUGGAGACCGGGAUCAACGCCACCUUCAGAGACACCGGCAGAUACACAGCCCUUGUCCCUAACGACUCCGCCUUCUACAAGUACUACCCUAUCGACUGGGGCUUCAACCCGUUCCUCGUCGACAACUUCACGAAGGACGUCAUCCUCAACCACUUCCUCCGAGGCAGUGUCGCCCUUGAGGACCUCCCGAGCUUGGCUGAGAUGACCACUUUGGGAGGAAGCACGAUUAAGUUCACCAGGAGAGGGAAUAAGCUUUUAGCCAAUGGAGUCGAAGUUGUGUUGGAGAGUGAGUCUGUGUAUCCCCGAGGUCGUUCUUACAGCAUUCAGGAACUUCUCUUUGUCGACUAUGAGAGGUUCCCGGAGCUUCUCGCCCAGCACGGAGACCUCGAGACCGCCCCUCUGCUAGGAAGCCCUUGGCCAACCUCCCAGUUCCUCUCCCACCUCCUGGAGAGAGUCGAGCAGGACCCACGCACCACUUUCUUUGCCGAGUAUCUUAACUACACCAAUCUGGCUUAUCUCCUUCCCGGCAGUGAUGACAACCUGGACCCCCUAAAGUACACAGCCUUCGUGCCCAGCAACAAUGCCCUCGCCGGCAUGCUCUACGCCGAUGCCCCCGACCCCUUCCAGCUCGACGGGGUCCUCAGGGACAACCUCAUCCUCAACCACCUGAUUCAAGGACGACUGUACGAGGACGACCUCCAAGAUGGCAUUACUCUCUCCAACUUAGCCAACUACACGUUCACCGUCUCGAGGAGCCCUGACGGAACCAUACAAAUCGACAACGCAACGGUAAUCGAAUCUCAAGUCUUCAUCUAUAACCUUGGUAUUGUGUACCUUAUCGAUGGCGUCAUUGGUAUCACUGACCAAGACGUUGUGAGAUCGAUCAACAAGUUCCCGGAUCUUAUCUUGGAGGAACCGACCGAGGAAAGCUCACCCAGCCCCGAGGACCCAAUCGAGGAAAUCUUCGGCUUCACGACCGACCUGGCUUCGAGUCCUUCGCCCAAGACCACCCCGCGACCCUUCCGUACCCGCUUUACCCCGGCCCCUACCACCCCAAGUCCUACCACCCGCACUAACAGGCCCUCGACGACCACCACCACCACGACCACCACCGCCGCGGCAGCCACCACGACCCUGAGACCCACGCCGACGACUCCUAAGAUCCGCUUCGAAACCAGGACCGAAAUCAGCAUAUCCCGACGAAUCAACGACGGAGAGGUGGAACCGGUGCCUGUGAACGACAGCUGAUGGCAUUCAUUAGUUCUCCUUCAGGGAAUAGACAUAUAUAUAUAAAUAUAUAUAUUUCUGGUACUGAUACUAUGUUAUUUGUAUAAAUUAAAUGUUGAGUCCUAAACAA
Penaeus monodon (black tiger shrimp) is the source of this 2201-nucleotide messenger RNA. RefSeq lists its product as uncharacterized. NCBI's taxonomy places the organism in Eukaryota, Metazoa, Arthropoda, Malacostraca, Decapoda, Penaeidae. Gene Ontology annotation, biological process: extracellular matrix organization; cell adhesion. Gene Ontology annotation, cellular component: extracellular matrix. The record is from RefSeq and is a predicted model, not a curated record. Gene Ontology annotation, molecular function: cell adhesion molecule binding.